AAGAUGCCAGCUCAUCUCAGCCUGGCAGAGCAGGAACGGGCGUGGAGGAAGACGGCAAGGACAGCAGAGCUGGGUCUCGCUGCGAUCUCGGAGAAGGGACAGAUGAAGAUGUGCGACACUGUGAGGAAGCAGAGAGCUCUGAUAGGUUCUGCGUUCGUCAUGCUUCACACUUCACCCUUCAAUAUCAUUGUUGUGGUGAUCUGGAGUGUGAAGUUCACCAUCGCCACAUACUCUUCAGUCAGUUUUUCUUGGUGUACCUGGAUUGUAGUGCUGCGUGAGCACGGUUGGCUGGCAAAGGAAGAGAGGGCCAAGCAGUUCUAUGAGAAACACCUUGAGGAGCGAAGGAAGAAUUUGGAGGAGCAGCGACAAAGAGAGGAAAGGAGGAGGAUGGGAGUCGAAGAGAAACGCAAACAGAGGCUCAAAGAAGAAAGAGAGCGUUAUGAGUCUGUGGUGCAGAAGACGAUGGAGAAAAGUCAGAAGGCCAAACAGAAACCUGGUCACUGCUCACGAAACGUCACCAAGAACAAAAUCAAUAAUGCUAAACGCCGCUCUCUUAGUCAGUGGGAGAUUGACCUUGUCCGUCGUCUUCAGACUCCUACCGUCUCUUAUCUAGCCAGAAGCAGGAGCGCUGUGUGUCUGUCACGAGACACAGUUGUUCAUAUUUGUCGUCGUUCAGCCUCAUGUCAUACCAUGAACUCCAGCACCACGCGAAAGCCCCAGGUGCAUUGUGGGAAAGUGCCAAACAGGCUUGCAAGCACAAGUCCAAAUGUCACCAUCCGCAGAACCACCAACAGAGAGCUGGUGGCAAAAGGCGAUUUUGAGGGACAGGACUUUAAAAAGCCACAACUACAAGCAACAACAAAUGAAAUCAAGCCCAAACAGGACACAAACCUACCAGAGAAUACGGUCCUCCCAACAUCAUG
Molecule: messenger RNA, 923 nt
Organism: Sinocyclocheilus grahami
Lineage: Eukaryota; Metazoa; Chordata; Actinopteri; Cypriniformes; Cyprinidae
Product: MAP7 domain-containing protein 1-like
Exons: 7
Biological process (GO): microtubule cytoskeleton organization
Cellular component (GO): microtubule cytoskeleton
Source: RefSeq, a predicted model, not a curated record